AUGAGUUACCAAAGUGUAAAACAUGAGCAGCAAAGUAGUCAAAGUAACGCUUACUUUGCAAGGCGGAAACGCUUGCGUGAAGAAAGCACAUUUUCAAUUUGGCCACCUUCACCGAGACCUCACGAAAAAUAUGAUGUUCGCACUUCGCCUGUACCAGAACGCAGAGGAGACUCGAGACGAACAAGAACUAGAAAACGUGCACGGAGAAGUGCCACUGAUGAUUCCGAUGAUGAUUUUUCUUCCACCACCGGAUCUGAUACUGAAUCUGACUAUGAUAGUGAUGAUAGUGAAGGUAAAAAACGACGUCAUUCAAAGAAAAGACAUCGAACAUCUAAAUCUUCACGUCAUAGUCACUAUCACCACAAUAGCAGCAAACGUUCAUCCAAAUAUAAAAAUGACACUGACAACAGCUCUGCUACCGAGUCUUCAGACACGGAAAGAAGUGGCCCGAAAAAAGACAAUAAUGGCAGUAAUGAUGCAAUAGAAAUUGAUGAAAAUGAAUUGACGAACCUUAAUAUGAAUGAACUUUGGGUUGAGAAAAAAAUCGAGUUACCCGAAGAUCUUAAUAUGGGACCCGCGCCUUUACCAGUGACUGAUGCUAAACUCGGUGAAAGAGAUUAUGGUGGUGCUUUACUAGCAGGCGAAGGUUCAGCCAUGGCGGCGUACGUCCAAGAAGGAAAACGUAUCCCGAGACGUGGUGAGAUUGGACUUACUAGUAACCAGAUACAGUCAUUUGAAGAUGUUGGAUAUGUGAUGAGUGGCAGUCGGCAUCGUCGUAUGAACGCUGUCCGUAUCAGAAAAGAAAAUCAAGUUAUUUCCGCAGAGGAAAAACGUGCACUUAUGUUGUUCAAGUAUGUGUAUUUAAGAAUUUAA
Messenger RNA from Ambispora gerdemannii, 873 nucleotides. The record is from the annotation of a GenBank genome assembly. Lineage: Eukaryota; Fungi; Glomeromycota; Glomeromycetes; Archaeosporales; Ambisporaceae.